AUGGGACUUGUAGCAUACGACAGCAGUGACGAGGACGAGGACGUCCAAGUCGAGGUCACGACUGUGCCACAGAACACCAAGAAGGACACAUCCUCACAUCCAUCAUCAAACGAUACCGUAACGACAUCACUAACGGCUACAAAUGGCUACAAUGAGAGCAGGCCCUCACAGCCUUUAGCACCAUCGAUACCAGCGCCCUCACACGAGCUACCACAACAACCACAACCAGCCCGAGAACCAUCACCAGACCCAGUUCUCGGCCCAGCAUUAGGUCCAGCCCUCGGCCCCUCCAUGCCUCCUCCCGCCGGCCCCUCACUCAACACCCUCCCCGACCCCGACUCCGACGUCGACAUGUCCUUCCUCGACGACCCUUCCACCUCCUCCAUCGCCGGCUUACCUUCUGGACCAUCAGCGGCCGAGCCCCCCAAAUCCCCCUAUACCGCAACCCGCACCUUACUCCGGGACCUCACCCUCCCCGCCCUUCCCAACAUGGACAUCCCCACCUCUCCUCCCCUUUCACCUUCCGACAUCGGGUCAGUCGAACAGCUAGCCGCCCUGACCAGCAAGUUUGACAAAUUCCUCGAACUGAAGCGCACAAAGGGGCAGCACUUCAACUCGCGCAUCGCGCAGAGCGCGGCUACCAAAAACCCGGGCCUGAUGGAUAAGUUGAUGAGGUUCGUGGGGGUCGAAACGGAGUUUUACUUUGACGACGACGACGACGACCUUCCUCCUGCCCAUGCCCAAACCAACAACAACGGCAACAACGACGACAACUCCCCUGCUGAAAACACAUCAGAGACAGUAGCACCGCCACCGCCACCGCCACCGGCUGGAUGGGAGCAAUACGCAACCACCCUCUCCAAAGAAGUGUGGGCUCCAUCUGUGAUGCCAGGGUGGGCGUAUAGGGAAAGAAUCCGGAAAACGCAGGAGAGGAUGCAGAAGGAAAACGAAAGGAAGAGAGGGGAGAGGGUGGAGUUUGUUAGUGGAGGGACGACCAGUAGGACGGGGAGCGCGACGCCGUUAGGGAGUGUGGCUUAUCCUGGGGGGAUGAGCGGGACGGCGACGGGGACGAGCACGGGGGCCGGGACGCCGAGUGCUGGUGGUGGUGCUGGUGGUGGCAGCACGACGGCUGGAGUCAAGAGGAAGUCAAGGUUUGAUACGUGA
Messenger RNA from Sordaria macrospora k-hell, 1164 nucleotides. RefSeq lists its product as uncharacterized. Gene Ontology annotation, biological process: regulation of DNA-templated transcription. Lineage: Eukaryota; Fungi; Ascomycota; Sordariomycetes; Sordariales; Sordariaceae. The record is from RefSeq and is a predicted model, not a curated record. Gene Ontology annotation, cellular component: nucleus.